This is a messenger RNA of Argentina anserina (silverweed cinquefoil), 2330 nucleotides long. RefSeq lists its product as uncharacterized. Bases 62 to 1996 code for a protein of 644 amino acids. The record is from RefSeq and is a predicted model, not a curated record. The transcript is spliced from 7 exons. NCBI's taxonomy places the organism in Eukaryota, Viridiplantae, Streptophyta, Magnoliopsida, Rosales, Rosaceae. Gene Ontology annotation, molecular function: protein binding.
UGCCUUGUACUGCUUCUGCUACCCCAAACCGUAACACCAAAGCCUCUCUCUAACCCAAUCCAUGGCGUCCGAGCCUCCUCGCACCACCACCGCCGCAGCCGCGAAAGAGAAACGACACCGUUCCAUCUUCGAACUCCCGCCCGAAUUCUUCGACUCCUGCGCGCUGCUCACUCCCUCCGGCCUCUCAGUCGCUUCAACUUUCGAGACCUCCAACAGCUCCGCCGUCGAAACCCUAGACGAGUCUCCGUCUGACAACACCGAUCAAGACCGCUCCCAAAGCGGCGCCGUUUCGAUUCGGCUGACCUGCAACACUUGCAAAGCUGAGUUCGAGUCCCUCCAGGACCAGCGCGUCCACUUCAAAUCCGAUAUUCACCGAUUCAAUGUGAAGCUGAGCCUUGCCGGAAAGAGUAUUGUGAAGGAGGAGGACUUUGAUGAGUUAACGUCUGAUUCUUUUAAAGACUUUGAUGUCUCGAGUAUAUCGGGAUCAGAGGAUGAUGAAUCUGAAAAAGUUGGGCCUUAUAAGCCUUCAAGGGCAUCUGCAAGGCAGAAGUUAUUCAUCCACCUUCAGACGGGAGAAAGAAUUUCGAUUUGGAAGUGUUUAAUUACGAAUGAGUCUGGACCAGAAAGUGAUUUGUCAUGUGAUGAAUUGUUAGGGAGAUUGAACGCGGUGGUUCAUGAGCCUAGAGACAAUACCUGUUUUAGAGUUGUGUUGCUUGCAAGUGGUGGGCAUUUUGCCGGUUGUGUGUUUGAUGGUAAUAGGAUUGUAGCUCACAAGACCUUCCACAGGUAUGUUGUAAGGGCCAAGUCUGGAAAAAAACAGUCAUCAAAUGAUGCAUCUAGAUUUGCUCAUUCUGCUGGAGCUUCUCUCCGGCGUCAUAAUGAACUUGCAUUGAAAAAGGAUAUUCAAGAGCUACUUGCUGCAUGGAAGCCUUUUUUUGAUGCCUCGUCUUGCGUUUUUGUGUAUGCCCCUUCUAGCAACCAUCAGCUGCUUUCUAACGGGGAGAAACCAUAUUUUAGUCAGCAGAAGGUUCGAAAUAUUCCAAUCACUAUUCGGAGACCUACUAUGAAGGAAGCCCGGAGGAUAUAUGAACAGUUGACACAAGUUUCUAAUGAACAAGAGGAGAUUGAAGCUCCUUUAUUUACAAAAGAGGAGAAACCUUCUACUUCAGGAAUUGAUACUGAUACUAUCUCAAGCAUGGGGAAACUCAACAUUGUUGAGCCUAGUACAGAAGCUUGCUCAAGUACUAGAGAGUCUGAUGAACUUCCUAUAUUAAGUGAGAGUCAUAAUGAUGUUAAUGGUUUUUCAACACCUUUGCAUGAAGCAGCACAGUCUGGGAAUGCUCUCAAGGUCUUGGAACUCUUGGAACAGGGUCUGGAUCCUUGUGCCAUAGAUGAAAGGGGACAGACUCCAUACAUGGUAGCAAACGAAAAGGAGGUCAGGAAUACAUUUAGACGGUUCAUGGCAGCACAUCUGGAAAAGUGGGACUGGAAUGCUGCGAAGGUUCCUAGUGCAUUGACAAAGGAAAUGGAAGAAUCUCAAGCUGCUAAACAGGCUGAAAAAGAAGCCAAAAGGAAAGCAAGAGCAAAAGAAUUGAAGAAACUACGCAAAGAAAAGGAAAAGAAAGCUCAGUUUGAUUUUACACAGGCUGAGGCUGCUGCUUCCAAGAAUAUUUCAAUGAAUACAAAGUCAUCAACAGCAUCUCAGCCUAGUCGUGGGUCUCAGAUCUCUAAAGAGGAGGAACUGAAAAAGAAAUUGGCAGCCGAGAGGGAAAAACGGGCGGCAGCAGCAGAGCGGAGAAUGGCUGCAGCUGCAGCCGUUAGUACUCAAGGUAAUAGCACCACUCCACAACCCCAAAGUGGGGUAGGUGAUGAAAUUAGCUGUUCUUGUUGUAAUUUAUCCCUGGCCGGUAAAGUUCCUUUUCAUAGGUACAACUACAAAUACUGCAGCACAACUUGCAUGCAUGUGCACAAAGAAUUUAUUGAGGAAGAUGGUUAGCAUAAACUGCUGGUUGUUAAUUUACUCUCUUGUAACUGUUCUGUCUUCUACAAAAUUUCAAGAAUGUUCCAACUCCUACAAUUUUUAAAGAAAUUGAAGCGAAUGGGAAUAAUGUGUGGAAGGAUACAUUUUAGAGUGGCCAUGUUGUUUCAGGUUUUUAAUCGGUUUCAUCACUUGUAUUCUUUCAAUUUUUCUUAAUGAUGUUAUUACUUGUCUGAUAACAACUGGGUUACCACUCUGUAAAGUAGCAUUUGCGACAAUGAGAAUCUGGAAGUCCUCCCAACGUAAAUGUAGAAUCAUCAAUUGGAUUUGUACUAUAGGGUCGGCAUCUUGG